AUGUGCACACAACCUAGCAAUCGUGUUGGGCAACAUGAUUCCAAGUUUGCAGCCAGUAGCAGGAACACCAAAACAGUUGCUACCUUUGGUACUUUAAGAAACAACAUUACCUCUACGAUUGCCAGCAAUCGAUUGAGUGUUCAACGAUAAUCUGCUGCUACAAAUACAGUGAAACAAGUAAAUUCUCUAAGCGCCCGAAGCUUAGAAAUUGAAAGUGUUUCGAUGAUCGACGACGAAAUGCAAGUGAUCGACACGAUCGAUCAGAGCUACUGGAAUGGAAAGUUUGUCCCGCCUCCACCGAGACCGCCGUUUCUAGAGGAGUCGAUUGCACCGGACGGUCUAACCACCUGUGAUCUCUGCUCAUGGGCCUGGCAGGACAAGGGUACACUAUCUCUCGACGGAGCAAUUAAGGAAAUUUUCUCGUCUUCAGACACGAAGGAAUUUAAUUGGACUUUCGCGCUGAUAGUAGUCUCGCUAACAUCGGCUUUCCUCGGUGCCAUAAUAAUGAUAGUAUUUCUUAGAUGUAAACGGAUUCGAACCAAUCAGCAUGGACUGCGUUCGUUGUGUUUCGAUUCCAGCAGUACAAAGGAUACCAGCGGAUUGAACUUUGAUAACCAAACAUCGAAAAACUCGACCAAUGGGUCAUGCAGCCCUCGUAGUACAAAUUCCGGCCUGUGGACAUGGUUCAGCAGCCGCAAGAAUCUAUCAACGCCGGACCAGCUAGUAAACUCCCAUACCCUGCCGGUGGAGAAUCACUACACGCACAUGGACGACAAUAACUACAAUCCGGUGCAAAUCGAUGAGGCAUCUUAUGCGGAAGUGGGAAACGAAAUCGGUCCCUCAGAAACUACCUCCUACAAAUCAGGCUCCGUACAACAUGGUACAGACAACGACAUUCUAAUCAUGAACUGCCCGUUACCAGCAAUACCAACAGGGUCGCAUAGUGCUGGUGGUGGAGCUAGCGGAUCCGGCAGUGCGUACUAUUCCGGCCUGCUAAACAAUGCUAAUAUGGCCGGCGGUGAGGACGAAGACGAACGGCCGUAUGAGAUUGUCGAUUUAAAGGAGAUGUCAUCCCCUCACAAAAAUCAUAACGUCCAAAGCCAUUUCUUGAACGAGACCAACAAUUUGCUCACGAUUGAAAAACAUUCAGAGACGCUUCCGGAAGGGACGAUAAGCGCAUCAGACUAUGUUUGAUAG
Molecule: messenger RNA, 1197 nt
Organism: Anopheles maculipalpis
Lineage: Eukaryota; Metazoa; Arthropoda; Insecta; Diptera; Culicidae
Source: RefSeq, a predicted model, not a curated record